CGCCGUUUGGCUCGAUCCGGUUCGCUCGUGGUGGAAAGGACGCAUCGAGGCUCGGGAUGUUUCUUACUCGAGUACUGUUUCGAAACAGAAUUCCUGGAAAACAAUGGAUUGGUAAACACAGACGGCCAAGAUUCGUUAGUCCUUUAAUGAAGGCAAAUAUGAUUAGGAGACUUGAAAUUGAAGCUGAAAAUGAAUAUUGGCUAAGUUGUUCGUAUAUGACAAAAGAGCAGGAGUAUCGCCACGAUGAAGAAAAUGUAUUUGCAUUAAAGCAGCAAAAAAUAGCUGAACAGAAAGCAAAGUUUCCUGAACACAAGUAUGCUUCAGAAUAUCUGAAGCACCUUAACAUCUCCAAGAGAUGGGCAGAUUCCUGAUAUGUGUCCUUUGCCAUUCUAAUGGAUUUUAUGGAUUCAGUGGGCUUGCUUUUGGGGACAAUGAAACAGUGCCACAAAGUCAAUAAAUAUAUUCUUAUUUUCAAUCAGCUAUUGGCUUCAUAAAUACAAAAGCUUUUCUACUAAUAUGCACGCUUUUUUUUCCUUUCAGGGUUUAGUACUAUUGUUAUAAAAAGGAUUUGAGCUCUUUUUCUUAAGAAAAAUAUUAGUGAUGCAUUAACCUACCCUUAUGUUUAACCUACCUAUUCAGUUAACCUACCUAUCCCUAAAAGCUGACUUUGCCUCCUGCUAUUUCCCAUCCCUCUAUCCCCUGGAAACUAAACCAUGUAUCUACCUUUGCAUUCAGAGGCAAACCCCACAAAAACCUUAAUAUGUUCUCAGCAAAGAGAACAUUCCCACUUCAUCCAUUUUACAGUAUACUAUAUAGCAAUGGUUCUCAAUCUGUGAUGUUAUCACAGAGGAUCUGCGAAGGCUUCAAGAAAUGUUACGAUUUAACUCUUAAAUCUUGAGAAUCUGGCCACAAAGAGUAUUUAAAGGGUGUGGAGUGAAGAACCAUUGGUAUAAAAUCAAGCUUGCUGUUUGGAAGAAAUUUUGAUUUAGGAUAGUCGCCCGAUUGAAAGAGUUUUUAAUGGAUGGUUCAAGCAAGUGUAGAUAGUUGCCAGUGGUACAGGCUCAGUUAACAUCUUAUUUAGAGUAUGUUAAGGUUGCCCUUGAAAUGUGUUAGGAAUAGAAAAGAAUAGAAAAGACACCAAAUAAUUUUAAGAUUUUAAUCAUCAAUUAAUGAGUGUUGUCUUAAUUGAAUUAAGUGGAAGAGAUUUGCUUUUAAGAAUCCCCAGACAGUGCAUAAAAUGACUGAGACAUUUUCCAUUUCAAUAGAGGCUAAAUGCAUUUUAAUGCCUUUCCUCUUUUUAUGUCCCUACUCAUUUAUGAUAAUACAAAAUAAAUAACAGAUCAAAAUAUAGCAGAAAGCCUGUUCCCAAGUUAUUUAUUUUCUUAUGCAUUCAUUAUGUCAUAACACAUUAAUGUAUCAUCAAUUUGGCAAAGGAGGGCUUAAAGAUUAUGCUUUUUAAAAACAAGUUAUAAUUAAGACAUGAUCUCUACUUUGAUAUACAAAAGUCAAACAUGACUGAAAAUUAAUUACACUGGUGGAAAAUAUACGUGAAGAUAUUACAAGGUGCAGUUAAAAAUAAGAAAAUUUCAGGCAAAGUGAUCUCUCUUACAUAGUUCAUUUAUAAAAGCCCAUUUAAAAAGUCUUUAUUAAAUUAUUAGUGGCAAUAUGCUUUUUCUGUGCAUAGGAAUACUAUCUGCAACAUAAAGAACAGAUGCAUCAUUCACAUUAUGUAUCCUCUUAAGUAUCCUCAUACCAUUUUAGAUUUGAAUAGUUGCAAGCCUACUACUAGAACAGAGAUAAGUAAAAUAUCUGCAUACACUUUGUCAUAAUAACAGUGCAAUAUAUCUGAUGUACCCACUGGUAUAUAGCACAGGUUGUGGCAAUUUUAGCCAAACUAUGAAUGCCAUUCUUAUGGCCAUUAAUUUAUACUGGGGGGAAAUGACAUAGUGGAUAGCACGUCCAUAAUACCCUAUAAUGUGCAGCCUUGAGCCAUAUAGUAGUUACGUUCACAAAAUAAGUAGAGCUUCCAGGUAAAUACAUUUAGGAUUAAGGUAAAAGACCACAAUCCUUAAACCACUUUCUGAAGCUUCCUUCAUUAAUUUAAGAAUCCUGGGAGUUAUUAGGAUUGCAGUAGAAUAUAAGAUGUCUAAUAGUUUAUCAGUUCUUUGGUACCAGGAAACAAAAAUGCUAUCUCAACAUAUGAUCAAAAUAUGAGCCAUUAAUUGCUAUUCAAUCUUCCAAAAUACAUUUUCAGUAAUUUAUUUUGUAAACAUGGACAGUCUCAUUCUAUUACAAUUUUCAAGUAUAAUCUGGAAAAUACACAUUGGAUUUUAAGACUAAACCUGCUUUUAUAAUACAGGUGUAUAAGAUACAUUUUUGGUAGCUAUGAUCUAAAUGAAAUUGUAUAUUGUAAAUAGUGUCAUUUACAUUGCUUAGACCAUGUCGCUACAUUAAUAGAAAAUUACAAAAAUAACUGCUAGGACAUUUCUCCAACACAGGAUGCCAGAGAUCUGUUUAAUCAAGUGCUGUUUUUAAGCCUUUUCUAUUAAUUACAAUUCCUUGGAAUAAGAAAUCGUAAUUACUAGAAAAUACUUGUCUUAUUUAAAACUGCAGCAUAAAAUCUAAUUUAUAAUAGCAGCCAGUAAAUCAAGUCGUAUGUUUGUAGAACUAAACUUAAACAAUAAUUGGGAAGGGACUUCCUAAGGCAACCAAGAAUCUAUGCUUACAAUAUGCAAGCUAUAAUUCUCCAAAUGAAUGUACAUAAAAUGUUUCCAAUUAUACCAUUACACGUUAAUUAGCAAAAUGCUUUGAUAAAGCACUUAAAUAAAAUCUACACAUCUUCCAAUAUAAUCAGCAUGAAAUAUCAUACUCUUUGGUAUAAUUUAAUAAGAUAGUCUACCUGUUAGUUACAGUUCAGUAUUAUAAACACUUUUGUUUCUGACCCAACAUAUAGUUGGUUUCACUAGUCACUGUUGGAAUUUUUUCAGUGGCUUAAUGAUUGCAAUAAUAUUGCCAGCAUAGUUUUAAAUUUACUCCUAAUUAUUACUAGAAAUCCAAUGCCAAACAAAUAAGCGCAUGUAUAUUUUUAUAUAUACUUUACUCAGACAACCCUGUUAUCCAUUUUCACUGAUGCAUUUGAAUUUUUACUUAUCUUUUAAGAAAACUUUUGCUGUAGUCAAGUUAUUGGUGUAAUGGUACAUGGGAAUGACUUUGGGAGAUGGGAAGAGCCACAGCCAGGGAAAUGGUUGGACAAAAGCCAGCUUAGCCUAUGGGAGCAAUGUGAGUAUGGCAAAUAUCUCAGAAGGGACCCUCUUUUCUAGUUUCCUGGAGGAAAAAGGCAACAGCAGAGACAUACACUUUUAGAGCUGCAAGAUUGAUGUCAGCAUUGCAAGAUAGUCCAGGAAGGAAGCACACCCAGAUGAGCUAAAUGUAAACCUCAUAAGGAUGGCAUUAGGCUUGCAAAAUAUAUUUCUCCCUUGUCAUCUUUAAGGUCCAAGAAACUACAGAGGGUCCCUUCUGAGACUGCCACAUCCACACUGCUUCCAUGGUCUAAACUGCUGUUUAUCCAACUGUUCCCCCAGCUGUGGCUCUUCCCCUGUCUCCCAAGAUCCUUCCCAUAUCAUUACAAUUAGCUUGCAAUAACUGAUCUUUCCUACGUACCAAAUAAUUUAAGGGAUAAUGUAUUUGCUGUAGCUUGUAGUGGAUUUGCAGAAUUUGUACUGUGCUCUUAACAGUCUGACUUCCU
Messenger RNA from Protobothrops mucrosquamatus (brown spotted pit viper), 3745 nucleotides. RefSeq names its product mitochondrial ribosomal protein L57 (gene MRPL57). Gene Ontology annotation, molecular function: structural constituent of ribosome. The record is from RefSeq and is a predicted model, not a curated record. Gene Ontology annotation, cellular component: mitochondrial ribosome. Bases 57 to 371 code for a protein of 104 amino acids. Gene Ontology annotation, biological process: mitochondrial translation. The transcript has 2 exons. Lineage: Eukaryota; Metazoa; Chordata; Lepidosauria; Squamata; Viperidae.